AUGAACAACGGCGAUCAAGCAGGGAUAGAGUCUGAAUCGAUUCCGUACGUAUCGGAUAUCAAGGCGAAACUGCAAGAGUUGGCGGUCAUGCAGCUUGAGAUCGAAGAGCUUGCAGUGCAGGCCGAGCUGGAAUCGCUCUGCUCUACCAUCGAGUGCAUGUUGAACGAGAACACCAAGGAGUCGCUGGAGCUGGAAGAAGAACUCUCGAGGAAACCGCACGUGCAGUACACCGACAGCGUCCCUGCCAUGAAACACUUGUUGCAGGACAUCGUCCCAAAGGCACUGAGACAGCAAGUGGCCAAGGCUCAUCUUGGACGCUGGCCCCUCAUGUCCUCGUUCGAGCGACUGACAGCGUGCGAGGAGCUGGCAGGAUGUCGAUUCAGAGGGCAAGGAGUCGUCGAAGUCGAUCCAACAGGGCGAUGGGAGAGAGGAGAAGGGGAGGCGCUUGCAAAGGGUCCUUUCAAGAUGACAUUUGAGGGGUUCGAUGUGAUGCGAGGCGAGCGUGUCGCGUGGAAUUUCGUGAAUAUCAACUCGCUGAGCACAGCAGCUCGUCUCAACUUCAUGUCUGAAGUCUCGUUCCACGGCAACCUCACUGCCGCAAAGGAGCCUGUGGAAGUCAGAGCAAUCUUUGACGAUCGAUGGCAUACCUUCACGGAGGUCAAACGAGAUCCGGUGGGACUGACUGAGAUCGAGUUUGAAACAAGCAACAUCACUCUUGUUCCUGUCUGGAGGAUCGAGUAUCAUCACAACUCAUGGGGGAUGCUGCUUGACUCGAGGCUUCCAGGUCCCAAGGUAGCAAGCAGAAGGAUCGCGAGAGAGCGUGCUCAGGUCCUCUCGUUCUCAGGACAACCAGGAGCGAGCACGAGAUCGUACUGGCCGGCGAAGAACAAAUCUGCCAUGUCCUCUGAUCUCCUGAGGAUCCUGUCGUUGAACAACUUUGCGAAGGAAGAAGAUUUGGAGAUUCUGCGAGAGCUCAAUAUCAAGGAGGUUCAAGACAUUGACGGCAUCGACAUUCGCAGCUUGAGAGGAAAGUUUCCGCUCAUCAGCUUGCAGAGGCUCAAGAGAUUUGCGGCGAGAUGGACGAAGAAGCAGCGAGCAUGGCGGCUGAGCAUGCUCAGCCUCGUGCAGAGUGAGAGGCAGGCAAGGGAGGAGGCGGACGAGGAGCGAGACAAGCUGGAGAGAAUGAAAGCUGAAAUGAUCCGCCUCGGGAGGGAUGACAAGGCAGUGAUGGAGGGGGAGGUAGAGCGAGCGAAAGUCCGUGUGAAGAAGCAGGAGCAGGAGAAGCUCUACGCGGCUGAGAGGAAGGGUUGCACACGCUCCACUGCUGCUGGAGGACCUGAGCCGGUGUACUGCGCAGACAAGACUGUCUCAGGGUUCCACUGGUGGGAGCAGGAGUUGGGGCCCGACCGGGGAAGCAUCUCGAUGGGUCGUGGGAAGAGCCGCGGCUUCACGUGCCUGAACCUCGGGGUCCCCGAUCUUCACAGAGCAGGAGGCAGGACUGGGAGCGGGUGGUUGCAGGGGUGGUUGGGUGGUUGGUCGAGGAUGGGCCAAGGCGGGGAUGAGGGACUGAUGAUGGUCGGCAUGUUGGCGAUGGUGGCGGCGAAGCAGUUCCUUGAGGAAGGAAGCGCGAAGAGAAACGAGGACCUGAUCGAAUUCUCGAAAUGGCUCAGACGAAAUGGCGUCGAUGAUAGCAAGGUCAAGCUGAGAGCCGACGGCGGCCAUGGCAUGGGAAACUCUCUGUACGCGCGGCAGAUGAUCAAGGAGGAUGAGCUCCUCUUCCGUAUCCCCCUGAAGAUAGCGUUCUACAGUGACGCUGUUCGCCGGCACCCGACGCUCGGUAGCGUCAUCAAGGGUGCGAGGAUACCGCAGGGGAUGCAGGGGGAGACUUUCCUGCUCUCCCUAAUGCUCAUGGGGCCGUUGACUCACUUGGAGCAGUACGAGGCGUGUCAGGUGGGGCACAUGGAGACAGGAUGCAAGCUGAGCAACGAGACAUCCUUCUGGCUUCCCUACAUCAAGAUCCUCCCCAAGACUUUCUCUGCUCCCAUCUUCUGGAACGAAGUCGAGCGUCAGGAGCUGAAGGGGAGCCAAGUGAUGGAGAUGCUCAACGACGACUUGGCGCAAGCUCGGCGAGAGUGGGAAAUGAUGAAGAUUGUCAACUAUGAACCUGAUGAUGCCGACGUGUCGCGCCAAGACCAUCAGGACGUAUUCAUGAAACACCAUCAGACAGGCAAGGAGGAAGAGGAGGAGGAGGAGGAGGAGGAGGAGGUGGUGGUGGUGGUGGUGGAAGAGGAGGACUGGGGGCGGAAGUUUGUCAAGGACAGGAUGAUCGUUGAGUCUUAUGGAGACAAUGCAAACUAUAUGUACCUUCAGUUCUUCGGUUUCAUCCCAGAUGUCAACCCGACCGACUGCAGACAGUGA
Messenger RNA from Guillardia theta CCMP2712, 2418 nucleotides. RefSeq lists its product as hypothetical. Gene Ontology annotation, molecular function: protein-lysine N-methyltransferase activity. Gene Ontology annotation, biological process: peptidyl-lysine monomethylation. Lineage: Eukaryota; Cryptophyceae; Pyrenomonadales; Geminigeraceae. The record is from RefSeq and is a predicted model, not a curated record. The transcript is spliced from 36 exons. Bases 1 to 2418 code for a protein of 805 amino acids.